CCCCCCCCCCCUCUCUCUCUCUGAGACCUAAAUUCCGGAACCAUGCUCUUCUUCGCUACAAUCUCCACCCUUCUUCUUCACCAUUGAGCCAUGGGCUUUCUCCGGCGACUCUUCGGCGCCAAAAAAUCGGUUCAUUCCUCCGCUUCCUCCGGCAAGGACAAGAAGAAAUGGAGCUUCAGCAAAACCAAAAAGGACAAGUCUCACGGUUCGAAAACUAAAGGAUCUGAUCUCAGUCACUUUGAUUCCUCUGCAACGUUCUCCGACUCUUUAGAUGCCAAUAAGCAUGCCAUUGCUGUAGCGGCGGCCACGGCCGCCGUAGCAGAGGCUGCACUAGCCGCUGCCCAUGCAGCCGCCGAGGUAGUCCGACUAACCAAUGGCCCCACCGUCACUCGACCGGUGAGCACGACACAGGCCAGCACUAGCCAACGCCGGUGGGUGGAGCAAGCGGCUGCCGUUAAAAUACAGUCCGCUUUCCGGUCUUAUCUGGCAAGGAGAGCACUACGAGCACUCAAAGCAUUGGUGAAGCUGCAAGCACUGGUGAGAGGCCACAUAGUGAGAAAGCAAACUGCAGACAUGCUCAGGCGCAUGCAAACAUUGGUCAGACUGCAGGCUCGGGCACGUGCAAGUCGUGGGCACGUGUCAGAUCAUCUGCCUUCUAGCAAGUCUUCACUGCUUUACCACCCUGUCCCUGAAGAUCAUGAGCAUCCACUUCGUGCCUAUAGUACUAAGGUUGAUGGAUCAUCGAUCCUAAAGAGAUGUAGCUCCAAUGCAAAUUUUAGGGAGAUUGGCCCACAAAGAGCACAGUUUGGAUCACAUUGGUUGGAUCGUUGGAUGGAAGAAAGUAUUUGGAGCCACUCCAGAGACGCUUCACUGAGAAAUGUGCGUGCUGAUGAUGAGAAGAGUGACAAGAUCCUUGAAGUGGACACAUGGAAGCCACACCUCAGGUCUCACCGAAGUAGCAGCUCCUUCCACGCAUCUCAAUACUACAUGGCUUCGGACUACCUCAACAGUGAGAUGGCAUAUGACUCUCCAUCAAAAAGCUCGGCAAAAGCUCUAAACCAAAGCCUCUCAUCACUGAGCUCCUUGAAAAUUCAGAAAGGGAAAGAAGUAGCAUCAGCUUCAAGAACUGCUGAGAAUAGCCCACAAGCACUUUCGGCUUCAUCUAGACCUGGAAGUGGAGGAAGGAAAGGCCCUUUCACACCCACAAGGAGUGAGUGUUCUUGGGGUUUCUUUGGCUAUCCAAAUUACAUGGCCAACACUGAAUCAUCAAGGGCUAAGGUUAGAUCUCAGAGUGCUCCUAGGCAAAGGUUGGAAUUUGAGAGAUACAGUUCAAGUGGGAGAAGUGUUCAAGGGUUCUGGGAUUCAGAUAGGGAUGGAGAUUUCAGGAACAGAGUCUAUCCAUCUUCAACCCACUUGAACAGAGUUGGGAGUGCCAAUUUAAGGUGAUGCCUGCAUGUGUUAUUAUAACCCAGUAACCUCCAAGAACAAAAGGGAGAAAAAGGAGUUUCCUUUUUCUGCCCGGAUUAUGGGUGUUUGGAAGCAGUUGGAUUUUGCUGUGGAGAUCUGGAUUUUUUGUUUCAAGUGGUCUAACUUAGAUUGGAUUUUUUUUGGAACUAACUUUGGCUGAAGUGAGGACCUUGAAAUUUGUGUAACAAUGGCUCUUGGGAAUGGGAAGUAUUUUGCAGGGAUCUCAGAGAUCCAAUCUCCGUAUCACUACCCUGCAAUAGUUUCACAUGUAAAUUAUUUGACCUGGCAAUCUAAAGUAUUUGUCCGUACACUGCUGGUGUGAGAGAUGUAUUGUUUUUAAACUGUAAGUGGGUAUGGUUUUACCGUGUUGUUUAUUUUUAA
Molecule: messenger RNA, 1848 nt
Organism: Neltuma alba
Lineage: Eukaryota; Viridiplantae; Streptophyta; Magnoliopsida; Fabales; Fabaceae
Product: protein IQ-DOMAIN 14-like
Exons: 4
Coding region: 91-1446 (451 amino acids)
Molecular function (GO): protein binding
Source: RefSeq, a predicted model, not a curated record